Rana temporaria (common frog) is the source of this 6855-nucleotide messenger RNA. RefSeq names its product myoferlin (gene MYOF). NCBI's taxonomy places the organism in Eukaryota, Metazoa, Chordata, Amphibia, Anura, Ranidae. The transcript is spliced from 55 exons. Gene Ontology annotation, biological process: plasma membrane organization; membrane fusion. Bases 178 to 6369 code for a protein of 2063 amino acids. Gene Ontology annotation, cellular component: membrane. The record is from RefSeq and is a predicted model, not a curated record.
GCCAGUGAGUAAUCAGUCGGAGAUCCACCCAGCUUUUCUUUUCAAGUAACAAUCCAUUUAGUGCAGCUGCUUCCCCACUCCCAUCAGUGGCUGAGCUCUCUGGGGUCAGGAAGCUCCUCUACAGCCUAUGCCAGCAACAACAUUAUUCUUCCCAGGUCCACCCUGAACUCUGCAGCCAUGCUGAAGGUUUUGGUGGAGUCGGCUUCCAAUAUUCCCAAAACUAAACUUGGAAGGCCAGACCCCAUCGUCACCCUCACCUUCAGAGCUGAAAAAAAGAAAACUAAAGCGAUAGACAAUGAACUCAACCCAGUAUGGAAAGAGCUUCUGGAGUUUGAUCUGAAGGGAAUACCCCUGGACUACUCCUCGACGUUGGAGGUCACUGUCAAAGACUUUGAAACAAUCGGAAAAGACAAAUUCAUUGGAAGUACAAUUUUAUCUCUCAAAGAACUUGCAGGAGGGCAGAGUCGCUCAUCACUUCCAUUUAAAGGAGUAGCUCUAAUGAGUGAGAAAGGACAACCCAUUGGUUCCACUAUUGAUUUGAUGGUGUCCUAUGAGUCACCUGUAACCCCUACAAAUCAAAGUGACCCUGGAGGAACAAAUGUGCAAACAGAUGGAGACAAUGAUGAAGAAGAUGAUGUUGUCGACUCGGGAUUUAACCCAUUUAUACCAGGUGUUCCUGGUCAGACAGAAAAUCAAAUCGCUCGACGCCUUACCAAAGGAAAGAAAACCAGGAGGUUUAUUUCAAACAAACCUCAAGACUUCCAGAUUCGUGUUCGGGUGAUUGAAGGACGUCAACUGUCUGGUAAUAACAUAAAACCGGUUGUGAAAGUUUGCAUUUGUGGACAGACCCACAGGACAAGAAUCAAAAGAGGAAACAAUCCAUAUUUUGAUGAGAUCUUUUUCUACAAUGUGAAUAUGUCACCAUCUGAGCUGUUUGAUGAGUCCGUAUCAAUCAGAUUAUUCAACUCUGGGUCUAUUCGAGCUGACAGUUUAAUAGGAGAAUUCAAGCUUGAUGUUGGAUUUGUAUACGAUGAACCAAGUCAUGCAGUCAUGAGGAAGUGGGUCCUGCUCCAGGAUCCUGACGACCAGAAUGCCGGGGCUAAGGGAUAUCUCAAAGUCAGCAUGUUUGUUAUUGGCACCGGUGACGAGCCACCUGUGGAAAAGAGAGACAAGGAAAAUGAAGCUGAUGAUGUAGAAAGUAAUCUCCUCCUUCCUCCUGGAGCAGCACUUAGAUGGGUCACCUUCCUCCUGAAAAUCUACAGAGCUGAGGAUAUUCCACAGAUGGAUGAUGCUUUUGCACAAUCGGUUAAGGAACUGUUUGGAGGAGACUCGGACAAGAAAAAUCUAGUUGACCCAUUUGUAGAAGUGGCAUUUGCUGGCAAAAAGGUCAUUACUAAAACAAUAGAAAAGAAUGCAAAUCCAGAGUGGAACCAAGCUGUCAAUCUUCAGAUAAAGUUCCCAUCUAUAUGUGAGAAUAUAAAGCUAACAGUUUUUGACUGGGACAGACUCUCCAAGAAUGAUGCCAUUGGAACAACUUCUUUGAGCUUGUCUAAGAUUGCUGCUUCUGGUGGUGAAAUGGAAGAAAGUGACACGAUGACAUUUGGGUCUUCAGCACUGGAAGGAGUGAAUGAAAAGGAGGUUGGGUUUUUACCCACCUUUGGCCCUUGUUAUUUGAACCUGUAUGGGAGUCCAAGAGAAUUCACUGGUUUCCCUGACCCUUUUGACGAUCUCAACUUUGGAAAGGGUGAAGGUGUAGCCUAUCGAGGAAGAAUCCUUGUAGAGUUGGUAACCAAGCUUGAUGGCACUCCAGGUAAAAGGAUAGAGGAUAUCCCCAGUGAUGAUAUUCUUGUUGUAGAGAAAUAUCAGCGCAGGCGGAAGUUCAGCUUGUGUGCUGUCUUCCAUUCCGCCUCCAUGUUACAGGAUAUUGGUGAAGCCAUACAGUUUGAAGUCAGCAUUGGAAAUUACGGCAACAAGUUUGACAGCACUUGUAAACCCCUGGCAUCAACGACUCAGUACAGCCGUGCAGUAUUCGAUGGUAACCUCUAUUACUAUCUCCCAUGGUCAUCCACUAAACCUGUAGUAACAAUGACAUCUUACUGGGAAGAUAUUAGUCAUCGUCUAGAUGCUGUCAACAUUUUGCUGACUAUUAUCGAACGUCUGCAAUCCAACAUUACCACCUUGAAAACGGCAAUCCAGGGCAAGAUUCCCGAUGCUCGACUGGCAGAGAUAUGGCUAAGAUUAAUUGAUCAGCUGAUAGAGGACAUUAUGAAGCCUCUUCCCUCUCUGGAAGGAAAAUCCCAUGUGACAAUGUUGGAUAUUCAACUAGCUAAACUCAGACAGAAUUCUCUAAAGUUGAUUGGGGAUGCUGCAGUCAGGUUGAGAGACGACGCCACUGAUGUAAAAGCAACACUGUCAGAGAUUGAGGACUGGCUGGAAAGGCUGCAACAAAUAUCAGAGGAGCCACAAAACAGUAUGCCGGAUGUGAUCAUCUGGAUGAUCAGAGCGGAGAAGCGGCUGGCUUGUGCUCGCAUCCCGGCCCACCAAAUCCUCUUCUCCACCACCAGUGAGGAUGCCUGUGGGAAACAUUGUGGAAAGACCCAGACCAUCUUCCUACAGUACCCAAUGGAUAAGAACAAUGGUGUGAAGAUUCCUUGCCAGCUAAGAGUCAACUUUUGGUUGGGACUGUCCGCAGUGGAGAAGAAAUUUAACAGCUACUCUGAGGGGACCUUCAGUGUGUAUUCAGAGAUGUAUGAGAACCAGGCUUUGAUGUUCGGCAAAUGGGGAACCACAGGUCUGCUGAAGCGGCCCAAAUUUUCUGAUGUCACUGGAACAAUGAAGCUGAAACAAGAGAGUUUCCUUCCACCUAAAGGAUGGCAGUGGGAGGGCGAUUGGUGUGUGGACCCUGAGAGGAGCUUACUAACCGAAGCAGACGCCGGUCACAGCGAGUUCACAGAUGAAGUAUAUCAGAAUGAGAGCCGCUAUCCUGGUGGUGAAUGGAAACAAUCUGAUGAGACGUACACAGAUGUCAACGGGGAUAAGAGCCGUGCUCCAGGGGAGUUUGAGUGCCCAUAUGGAUGGAUGUGGGAGGAUGAUGCCUGGUCCUAUGAUAUUAAUCGAGCUGUUGACGAGAACGGUUGGGAAUACGGCAUCACCAUUCCUCCAGACUCCAAACCCAAGUCUUGGGUGGCUGCAGAGAAGAUGUACCACAUUCACAGGAGGCGAAGGCUAGUGAGGAAGAGGAAGAAGGACCCUAAUGUCGCCGCUGUCAGAAAGGCAACCCUUUCUCAAGAGGAGCAGGAAGGCUGGGAAUAUGCCGCUCUCAUAGGCUGGAAAUUUCACUUGAAACAGCGAAGCUCUGACACGUUCCGACGAAGACGCUGGAGAAGAAAAAUGGCCCCUUCGGAGAGUCUCGGAGCAUCUGCUAUUUUCAAACUGGAAGGCGCUCUUGGCACUGAUGUGAGCUCGGAGGACGAAGAAAAGAAGGAGAAGGAAUCUGCAGCUGCUAUUUUUGGAGCAAACACUCCAAUUGUCUCCUGUAUCUUCGACCGCAUCUUUACAUAUCACCUUCGCUGCUAUCUUUACCAAGCUCGGAGUCUGACUGCCUUGGAUAAGGACAGUUUUUCUGACCCCUAUGCACAUGUAUCAUUCCUCCACCGCAGUAAAACCACAGAGAUAAUGCAUUCAACUUUGAACCCCACAUGGGACCAAACCCUAAUCUUCAAUGAAGUUGAAAUCUAUGGAGAUCCCCAAGCAGUAGCUCAUAAUCCACCCAAUGUAGUUAUUGAAAUAUUUGACAACGAUCAAGUGGGAAAAGAUGAAUUUAUUGGAAGGAGUUUGUGCCCACCACUUGUAAAACUGACCCCUAUGGAGAUUUCACCAAAACUCUUGUGGUAUCCCGUCAUGAAGGCUGGCAAACACUGUGGGGACAUCCUGGUUGCUGCAGAACUCAUUCUAAAAGACAAGGAUGGAUCCAACCUGCCAAUACUGCCAUCCCAGAGAGCUCCAAAACUCUACAUGGUUCCUCAAGGAAUCCGUCCUGUGGUUCAACUCACUGCCAUUGAGAUACUUACCUGGGGAUUACGCAACAUGAAGAGUUACCAGAUGGCAUCGGUCACCUCUCCAAGCCUCGUUGUGGAGUGCGGUGGGGAAAUUAUCCAAAGUGCAAUGAUUAAAAACCUCAAAAAGACCCCUAACUUUUGCAGCAAUGUUCUCUUCAUGAAAGUGCUUCUACCAAAAGACGAGAUGUAUGUUCCUCCCAUAAUUGUUAAAGUGAUUGACCACAGACCUUUUGGAAGAAAGCCGGUGGUAGGACAGUGCACUAUUGAUUCACUGGAAAAUUUCCGGUGCGAUCCAUACACUACAAGACCAGAAGAUGCCGCAGAGUCAAGAGUUGCAAUCUUGUCUUCUGCCUCUCCCCGUGAUGUAGUCAUCGAUGUGGAGGACACUAGACCACUGCUGGCAUCACAGCUGUUAAGCAGCAUGUCAAGAGCAGUCGAAAAAAUGACUUCACCGACCACAGUGCAUUUACAAGAGAAGGAGGAAGAAAUUGUGGACUGGUGGAGCAAAUAUUACUCAUCAGUUGGAGAACAUGAGAAAUGUGGCCAGUAUUUGCAGAAAGGCUAUGACACCUUAAAGGUGUAUGACACUGAGCUGGAGGAAGUUCCCGAUUUCCGUGGCCUUACAGACUUCUGUGAAACAUUUAAGCUUUAUAGAGGGAAGGCUGACGAGUGUGAUGAUCCUUCUGUCGUUGGGGAAUUUAAGGGUUCUUUACGUCUAUACCCUCUCUCGGAUGAUCCCGGUGUCCCCUGCCCACCCCGACAAUUCCGAGAGCUGCCGGACAGCGGACCUCAGGAGUGCACCGUUCGUAUCUACAUUAUCAGAGGAAUAGAUCUGCAGCCAAAGGAUAGCAAUGGCCUGUGUGAUCCUUACAUCAAAAUUACUCUGAGUAAGAAAGUGAUCGAAGAUCGGGAUAACUAUAUUCCUAACACUUUGAAUCCUACAUUCGGAAGAAUGUACGAACUGAAUUGCUUCUUACCUCAAGAGAAAGACCUGAAGAUUUCGGUCUAUGAUUAUGACACUGUGACACGGGAUGAGAAAGUUGGAGAAACGAUUAUAGAUUUGGAAAACCGAUUCCUCUCCCGCUUUGGAAGCUUUUGUGGCAUUCCACAAACCUACUGUGUCACAGGAAUAAAUCAGUGGAGGGCCCAGCAAAAGCCAACACAGAUUUUGCAGACUGUGGCCAGAUUAAAGGGCGUCCGUCCGCCAGUGUAUUCAGAAAACGGAACCAAAGUCAGCUUUUCAGGACGCGAUUAUAUACUUGAGAACUUAGAGGCAAAUAAGAAAAUGCAUCAGCACUUGGGACCUGCCACUGAGAGGCUUGCUCUGUAUGUACUAAGAAACCAAGGCCUAGUUCCAGAACAUGUGGAAACCAGGACAUUGUAUAGCACUUUCCAACCAAACCUCCCACAGGGCAAACUGGAGAUGUGGGUUGAUGUCUUCCCUAAAUAUUUGGGUCCUCCCGGACCUCCCUUCAACAUCACGCCCCGCAAAGCCAAGAACUAUAUCCUGCGGGUGAUAGUAUGGAACACUAAAGAUGUACUUCUGGAUGAGAAAAGCAUUACUGGGGAAGAAAUGAGCGAUAUCUAUGUCAAAGGCUGGAUUCCUGGCAAUGAGGAGAACAAGCAGAAAACAGAUGUGCACUAUCGGUCAUUGGACGGUGAAGGAAACUUUAACUGGCGAUUUGUGUUCCCGUUUGAAUACCUUCCAGCAGAACAGCUCUGUGUUAUUUCUAAGAAGGAGCAUUUCUGGAGCCUUGAUAAAACGGAGUUCAAGUUGCCACCAAAGCUUAUACUUCAAAUCUGGGACAAUGACAAAUUUUCUCUGGAUGACUACUUAGGUUUUGUUGAACUUGAUUUACACCGGGCCUUAAUUCCAACAAAAACCUCAGAAAAAUGCAAAUUAGAAAUGGUUGAUCUUGCCAAACAUUCCAAAGUGGCUUCUUUGUUCGAACAAAAGUCCAUGAGGGGCUGGUGGCCGUGUUAUGCAGAGAAGGAUGGAGAUCGUGUUUUGGCAGGGAAACUUGAGCUGACUCUGGAAAUUCUGAAUGAGAAAGAGGCAGAAGAAAGGCCAGCUGGCAAGGGCCGUGAUGAACCCAACAUGAACCCAAAGUUAGAUCCACCAAACCGACCAGAAACAUCCUUCCUUUGGUUCACAAAUCCUUGCAAGACAAUGAAAUUUAUUGUGUGGCGCAGAUUCAAAUGGGUCUUCAUUGGCAUCAUCGUACUGCUGCUUGUUCUGCUCUUCCUUGGAGUAUUCUUGUAUUCAUUGCCCGGUUACAUUUCAAUGAAGAUUGUGAGACCAAAUUCAUAAGAUGCAUCUUCUCCAUAAUAGUAUUUUGGCUUAUGAUGUUGGGCUGGAUCCUGCAAUAUAUUUCAAGUAGAUCUAACCUUGUUCUCAUGUCUGCUAAAUAUAAUAAAUUGGAGAAAUCUAAAACCAAGGUUACAGAAGGUUCAUGGGGUCAUGACUCGUGUAGUAAGUUGUGUUUUGCCAAGAAUAUUUCACAAGUACACCUCAGGUGAUGGAUAUUUAAUAUGUUUACUAAAUUUCUUCAGAAAUGCACAUUCCAAUUUUUACUGAAAAGCUGAUCCUGAGAAGUGUAAUAAUGGGAGUUCUUUUUUCACCAAAGUAAAUACUAUUUUAUAAAUGUUAAAAUGUGCAAUAAACCCAGUGUACGUGUAUAUGAGAACAAAGCACAGAGCACCAUUAUAUUCUUGUACUUUUUAUAUAAUAAUCUUACAGUUCUAGUAAAAUAUUGUGAACACUAAAUAAAGGUUACCAUGUCAAGUUUUCUAUGCA